CAGACCAGUUCUGCCAGAGAAGAAGUUCUCUCGCCUAGCGGAACAACGACCGGAGUGUGCUGCUGCUGCUGGUGCUACUGACUUGAAUUUGUUUCAGCGGUGACGUUAUUAGAUAACAAUUUCAUUGCGUGUGUGGAUAACUGGAUUUGGCUUAUUGUUGCAAGUGUUGAAGUUCAAACUAGGUGGCCGGCGAGUGUUGUUCCAAGUGCUUAAGUGAAGAUGGGGUCCGAGACCCGAAUUCUCGGCGAAUGUCUACUAGCUGUAGCAUUGCUAUCAACAUUCAUUAUCGGCAUUCAGACUAUCAACGCACAGCCCCAUCGGGAUGCUGACUUAGUAUUCGACGACGCCGGCGCACUACUCUCGACCGGCGACGGUUCAGCUGCCGUGAAAAAGCGCAGCAUCUCGAGCGCCAACAAUAACAACAAAGUACUGAACGAUGACGCCAUCAAUUUUGAAAUUGAAGAUGUAGAGUACAGCGACGACACCGACGACGACGACGAAGAGGUAGAGAUGGAUAUUGGUGCUGCGUCCGCAGUCCCGGUGGCGCCUGAAGAUGAAGGCCAAAACUGGCUGGUGCGAAGUGUGCAUCGGAUCAAGCGCAACAUCGAUAACCUAUUGAGCGGCAGUGAGAAAGUGACGAAAAAACCGAAGAGGAAGAAAAACGCUAAAAAAGCGCCCAAUGGUGGUGUUAAAGUGAGAAAAACUGGGGGUAAGAAAGAUCCCCAAAGCGACGAACCAAGAAAACAAAAGCCAGCCGAGCAAAAAGAAAUCACGCUGCCGGUGCGCAAAGCUGAGUCGCCCCGAUGGAAGCGACAAUUCGAUGGAUUGAACGAUGAUGAAGACAACUUGUCUGGUUCCGGCGGCUCAGGUGAUCAUAAUGAUAUUGAUAUGCCAGUGACGCUUAUCACGACUGUCAAGGAGCCUUACGACCCGAAAUUCGCUAAUAAGGAAAGUGACCAAUUCAAGCGAGUGGCGCGGCUUUAUGCCGAAAACCUACAUAAACUUUGUUCCAUGGUGGACACGGACGCUAACUUUAUUAUCACAGUACAUAAACUCGAAAAAUAUUCCGACAAAAACUUGACGUUGAUUACGUACGAGAUUAAUUGCGAUCGACCCAUCAGUAAAUCGCUACUAAACGAACAUCUCCAUCAGGCGUUCGUUAAUGAAUUUUUCGGAUUCACGACGAAGGGCUACAGCCUCAAUAGUGGAACGCGAGGUGUAUCAGACGACGACGACGACUACGCAGAAGAACCAGACUAUGCGGAACCUCCUCGUCCAGCCCAUUCACCACCAAUGCAUUCACCUCCAAUGCAUUCACCUCCAAUGCAUUCACCUCCAAUGCAUUCACCUCCAAUGCAUUCACCGCCAAUGCAUUCACCACCAAUGCAUUCACCACCGAUGCAUUCACCACCAAUGCAUGUGUCAGUUGAGGAAGAGGAUUCUACAGAUGUGCCAAAUUCUGUCGGAGGAGAUGAUGACGAUAUGUUUAAUCCUGUGCCUGCAAAACCCUCCACCGGUCCUGAUGAUCGAUGCCGCGGGGAUGACAAGUUCCGGUGUGGCAAAACGGAUGUUUUCAUUUGCGAAGUUCAAAAGUGCGACGGCAUGCCAGAUUGCCCCAACGGCGAAGAUGAGAAUCCAGCUGAUUGUCCGAAUUGUCCUGAAGGCGAGAUAAGCUGUGAUCAAGACAACUGCAUCAGUAAGGCCCUGAUCUGCGACGGGAAACGAGAUUGCAACGAUGGAACCGAUGAGCUGGAUUGCGAAACGACAACUAUACCCUCAAGAGAUUGUGCCAACGAUGAAUACAUGUGCCGUGACAGAAGCUGUAUACCAGCGGAACAAAUGUGCGAUGGCCAUGAGGAUUGCAAAGAUGGAGAAGAUGAGAGAAAUUGCCCAGAAUGUGCAUCAAGUGCAUAUCGAUGCAACGAUGACCGUUGCAUACCGAGUAACAAUGUAUGUGACGGAAUCAGACACUGCUCAGAUGGUGAAGAUGAGGACUGUAUAACAGAAGAUAAUUGCAAUACGAACCAGUUUGCCUGCGUAACUUAUCAGCACUGUAUUGACAUUGAAAAACGCUGUGAUCGCAAGCUUGAUUGUAUGGAUGGUUCCGAUGAGAAAGGGUGCGUGCUUUGCAAAGAGGGCGAUUUCCGGUGCGAUAAUGGUCACUGCAUCCCCAGGGAACAACGCUGUGACCACUGGUACCAGUGCAGUGACGGAAGUGACGAGCGUGGCUGUAACAAUACUUGCAGUAGUUACGAAUUCACCUGCAACAAUGGCGAAUGCAUCGACAAGCGUCUUGCCUGUAAUGGAGUUCGCGAUUGUCCGGACGGAUCGGAUGAGCUUGACUGCCCAAGUCGUUGUCACGACACUUAUGAGUUUACCUGUUCCGAUGGUUCUUGCAUACCGAGCGACCGACAGUGCAAUAAUGUAGAUGAUUGUCAGGAUGGCAGCGAUGAACAAGGCUGUGAGGAUAACUCAUCAUUGAAGAAAUCAUUGGAUCAUCCCCAUCACAGUCCUCGCUCUGGAGGCUCUGCCACCCACACCUCAACCCAUCACAUCCAUCCCAGCCAGCAGCAGCCGCCAGCCUACGACAGUAAUCGCUGUGGACGGGACAGUUUCGAAUGCCACGAUGGCAUCUGCAUAGCGGGGUACAAAAAGUGCAACGGAAUUGUUGACUGUCACGACGAGUCCGACGAACUCGAUUGUCCAUACGUCGGUGAGGAGGACGAAGACAUUUGCUCCAGUGACGAAUUCUACUGCGACGGAAACUGUUUGGACAAGAAUCGCCUCUGCGAUGGCCACAGCGAUUGUUACUCCGGGGAAGAUGAGGAUAAUUGCGAACAUCUGGAUCAAUGUAGUGAUAACGAGUUCGCAUGUGAUGGCAUCUGCUUAGGUAAAGAGGCCUAUUGCAAUGGGUUUGCGGAUUGCGAUGAUGGUACGGAUGAGAAUAACUGUAUUAUAUGCCAAGCAGGAGCCUUCCAUUGCAAAAGUAGAGAAUGCAUUCCUGUUAGUAAACAUUGCGAUGGCGUUAUGGACUGUAACGAUAGAAGUGACGAGCUUGAUUGUAAUCCAAACGGCUCGCAAAACGGCUCAUGCACCAACGAUCAAUGGCAGUGUGAAAAUGGCUUUUGUAUAAAUAGCGAAUUUCGAUGCGACGGUCAUGUCGAUUGUAUAGACAGAUCAGAUGAAACAGCCUGUCCACCAACAGGAGCUGCACCACAAUGUUCCGAGGAUCAGUUCACCUGUCGGGAUGGGUCCUGUAUAGACGUCAACCGCCACUGUGAUAGGCGACACGAUUGCAGCGAUGGAAGUGACGAGAUGAACUGUGAUAUAAAUUUCCCACCGCAACCGCGGUGUCCUAAUCAGCAUGAGUGCCCGGAUGGUACAUGUAUAGAGCAUUCGCAGAUCUGUGAUGGGCAGAGGAAUUGCCGCGAUGGUUCAGAUGAAUACAACUGCCCAUGCCGGCAACAAGAGUUCACUUGCGGCGAUGGCCAGUGUAUUCCAAAAUACUUAGUCUGUAACAGACAUCCCGAUUGCCGGGAUCAAUCGGACGAACGAAACUGUACCUGUUCAAGGGCUGAAUUCCGCUGUAAAACGGGUGAAUGCAUUCCCGAGUCUCGUCGCUGUGAUCUUCGGGUAGAUUGCGCCGAUGGUUCAGAUGAACAUGGCUGCAUACCUCAAUGUAGGGAUCAUGAGUGGACCUGUAAGGACGGCCAGUGUAUUGAUUCGCGUCAACGAUGUGAUAGACGAUACGAUUGUACCGAUAGAAGUGACGAAGUAAACUGCCAGCCAGAACGGUGUAAUCGUAACAUGUUCCGAUGUGAGAAUGGUCCAUGCAUUCCGCGUGCCCUCAGGUGUAACGGAAGAGUUGACUGCCCAUACGAUACAAGCGAUGAACUCGAUUGUAUCGAUUAUCCAACAUCGUCAGAGGACAGCACUAGGCUUAACUUGAGGACUUAUCCCGAUGAGCAAAUCAUAAAAGAAAAACAAAUUAUUGAGGGACGCGAAGUUGUUUUCCAAUGCCGCGAUGAAGGACCCAUUCGGGCUAAAGUUAAAUGGACCCGGGCCAACGGAAUGCCUCUGCCUCCAGGAUCACGCGAUUUCAACGGACGUUUGGAGAUUCCAAACAUUAGGUUUGAUCAUAACGGUGAUUAUGUCUGUGAAGCUGUUGGUUAUUCAGCCAGCACUCCAGGUAGCAGGAAAACAGUAAACUUGAUUGUUGAACGAUCCUGGAGGAUCAAAUACAGAUCCAUGAGAAAUAAGUUCCUAAAAUACGGAACAGUUCCCCAUAUAGGUUUUGAGUUCUUUGGAUUAGCAUGCUCGGUAACACAAGCAACGUGCAUGAAUGGUGACUGCAUUGCUAAAACACAGAUCUGUGAUGGAAACUACGAUUGUACCGAUGGAUCGGAUGAGCAUGGAUGCAAGAUAACUGAUCGCUGUGAACCCAACGAGUUCAAAUGCCGUAACAACAAAUGCGUUUUGAAAACGUGGCGAUGCGACGGAGAAUCCGAUUGUGGAGAUGGGUCCGAUGAAGAAAAUUGUGCUACACUGGCUCCGGAUGCCGCAUGUCGGUACGAUGAGUUCCAGUGCCGAAAUGGUCAAUGUAUUCCCAAAUCCUUCCAGUGUGACUCACACCCUGACUGUUUCGAUAAGUCCGAUGAAAUUGGAUGCAUGGCACCGUCUGUUAUCCAACCUCCUCCACCUACGCUAACAAUUCCUGCUGGAGGAAUUUUGAACAUCACAUGCCGGGCCACAGGUAUUCCCGUUCCAUUAAUCGUUUGGCGUCUCAACUGGGGUCACGUACCCGACAAAUGUAACUCGCUCAGCGAUAAUGGAUUCGGCGUUUUGACCUGUAACGAUAUGCAGCUGAUCGAUGCAGGUGCUUAUUCCUGCGAAAUCAUCAAUUCUAUGGGUACACACUUUGUAUCACCUGAUACAAUCGUAGUGGUGGCUGGAAAUGAUAGCGUUUGUCGCCCUGGUCACUUCAAUAGUAAGGCUAGACGUCCGGAAGAUUGUAUCAAAUGUUUCUGCUUCGGAGUCUCGAACCAAUGCAAAAGUGCUGACCUGUUCACCUACGCUCUGCAACCACCAGUGACUUCGUUGACCAUUGUUGGUGUUGAAGGUCCAUGGACAGGACAGCGUAGGAUCUCGGAGGGAGAGUUUAGCAAUCAUGAUCUUGCAGUAACUCGACAUGGCGUACAGCUUCGUUUGGCCAAUAUUGUUCCAGGUAGGCAAAUACCGUACUAUUCCCUGCCGGGCGAGUACAAGGGAAAUCAGUUGAAAUCGUAUGGCGGAACAAUACGUUACACUGUCGAAUACGAUGGAACGGGCAGCCCAAACACUGCCCCUGACCUCAUCAUCAAGGGUAAUGGCUUCAUUCUGCUGUAUAGUCACAAUGCCCCGUUCUACCCUGAUGAGCGUAAUACAGUAACUGCAACAUUUACACCUGGAGUAUGGCGCAAGGAUGAUAAUUCCUUGGCCACACGUGAAGAAAUUAUGAUGGUUCUCGCCAAUGUUGAAAGCAUUCUUAUAAAAAUGCUGUAUGUUGAGGGAAUCGAGCGAAACAUUGAGCUUCUUGAUAUUGCUAUGGACUCGGCUGCUGCAAGGGACUUGGGAUUAGGCUCAGCGACAUUGGUCGAGGAAUGUAGAUGUCCACCUGGUUAUAAAGGUCUUUCUUGUGAAAACUGUGACGUCGGAUAUGAGCGACAAAAUAAUGGACCUUGGUUGGGCCGAUGUGUACCCAAAGCUCAAGACUGUCGCCCAGGAUAUUAUAGAGAUUCAUUCAGAGGAGAUCAGUGUUUGCCUUGCCCUUGUCCUGUUCCUGGGGAUAAAUCGAGGGCUCGAACGUGUCAAUUAGAUAACUAUAACAAUGUCGUUUGCAACUGUGAUAGAGGAUAUACUGGUGAUCGUUGUCAACAAUGUGCACCGGGCUACGUAGGAAACCCCAUGGGCGACGGAUGCUUCCCCGCACCCGUUUCAAACUGUAAUACGCAAGGUACACAGCACGUGCUACCAGAUGGAAGAUGUAUCUGCAAGGUAGGAGUUACUGGAACGUAUUGCGAUCGUUGCCAAGCUGAGCACUUCUUUAUGCACGAAAAAGGCUGCGUGGAAUGCUUCUGUAUGGGUGUUUCAAGGACUUGUACCAGUACUUCGUUGUUCAGAGACACACUACAGGCGUCAUUUAAUGACGGACAGUCUGGUUUCUCACUAAUAUCGGAUUAUACGAACCCAGAAAUUGUAGCCUCAAACUUGCCGGCUUCGAGUCGCGAAAUUGUGUACAGUAACUUUGGCACUAGCGACGACACCUUCUACUGGAGAUUGCCUGCAAAAUUCCUGGGGAACAAACUGACUUCGUACGGUGGCGUGUUGAACUAUACUUUGCGCUAUACACCGCAUUCCUCAGGAGGAGCAUCAAGGAACAACUCCCCGGAUGUUGUUCUACACAGUGGUAACAAAAUUAAACUUCAUCAUUACCGAUCGGACGGAGCGAUUUCACCAAUAGGAUCAAGUACUUAUUCUGUCCCGAUAGUGGAAGAUUUUUGGCAAAACUACGAAGAUGGUAACAAAGCCCUGCGGCCGUAUUUGCUGAUGGCUUUGGCUAAUGUUAGCGAUAUUUUCAUCAAAGCCACGUAUAACACAGUAUCGAACGAGGCUGCUCUAUCCCAAGUCAGCUUGGAUGUAGCUUCGGAACACGAUUACGGAUCAGGUACGCGAGCCUGGCCUGUGGAACAAUGUCAGUGCAUCCAAGGCCAUAUUGGUUUGUCAUGUGAGGACUGUGCCCCUGGUUAUUACAAAGGCGAUGGUGGUCUCUAUCUUGGUCUUUGUGAAAAAUGCGAAUGUAACGAACAUUCGGAUGAAUGUGAUCCUGUGACUGGCGUUUGUCUUAACUGCCGACAUAAUACAUACGGCAGUAACUGCGAAUACUGUCGACCUCCUUAUAUUGGAAACGCUACCGGGGGAACUCCAUAUGAUUGUUCGCUCGAACCUGAUACCACCAUCAAUUGCCAACACUGCGAUCCCCGUGGAUCUACUGGACGAUGCGAUCGACAAUGUGAAUGUAAACGACUUGUGGAAGGAUACCGAUGCGAUCAGUGUCGUGAAGGAUCAUUCGAUCUCAGUGCACAAAAUAUAGACGGAUGUCGAGAGUGCUUCUGCUCUGGUGUAACGAAGUCUUGUGGCACUUCGCGAUAUUUCCGUGAAGAUUUGCCAUUAUUUAUUGGGGGAGAUGAAAACGGUUUUGUGCUCACUAAUCGAGAUGGUCAAGUUUUGGUGACAGAUGGAUUUAGCACAAUACUAGAAAGGAAUGAAAUCAGCUAUAACUUCCGAGACAGAAAUUCAUACUAUUGGAGUCUUCCGGAACGACUACUUGGUAAUCAAGUUCUUUCAUAUGGUGCAAAUCUAACUAUAACGCAAUCAACCGUUGGCAGCCAGCCUAAUCCUGAUCAAGAUAUUAUUUUAAUUGGAAAUGGCAUGAAACUUUUCUGGUCCAGACCGCAUUAUGAAGAUGGCGUAUACUCAGUGCCUCUUUUGGAAGGCUAUUGGACAAAUCUUGGUUCUAGAGGACCAUACAAAGCUAGUAGAAGUGAUCUUAUGACAGUGUUGUCCAAAUUGGAUAACAUUCUAGUUCGUGCAACAGUGCGCGAUUACACGACUAGAUCGUCUAUUAGUGAUAUUGUCCUAGGUACGGCAGUAAACGUACGCACAGACAAUGGACCUGCUGACGAAGUUGAGGUUUGCCGUUGUCCUCCAGGAUACCGAGGGACAAGCUGUGAGACUUGCGAAGAAUCUCACUACAGAGACGUAUUUGACCGAUCAGCAGGUAUCACAGGAGUAUGUAAGCCAUGUCCAUGCGACAAUGCGGAUUCUUGUGAAAUCGAUAGUCGAGGAGAUGUCAUCUGUAACUGUCUGCCAGGAUUCGGCGGUCCAAACUGUGACAAUCGAGAAUCAGGCCACGACCAAGCAACAGAGGCACCGACGCCUCCAGUUAUUGAGGUCGUCGUUCAGGCUCCAACCAUCCAGAUCGUCGAAGUCGGAAGCAAGAUUCAAUUGGGAUGUACAGCACGAUACAUCGUUAAUAAACGUCCGAUCGAUGUUCGUUGGGAUAGAGUGGGAGGACGAUUGCCCGAUCGUGCCUACAUCGAAAGUGGAACGCUGAUUAUCACCAACGUACAAAUUUCCGAUAGCGGCGUCUAUGUCUGUCAAGCUGGUAGCGGAUCUGAUACCGCUUACCAACAAGUCACUGUUACAGUUGAAGCUUUCACAAAGUCUCAACGGAGAAAACUAGGAUCAUCUCCAUCGCGUAAACCAGAGGUGAGAUUGUCUUCGGAUUGGGUCGAUCAAGAAGAAUAUAGCUCUGCUGAUGUAACCUGUGUCGCGAACGGGUUCCCGACACCGAUCGUUUCUUGGGAGCGCAUGGAUAACCAUCCUUUGUCGCCUAACGUGAUUAUUGAGUACGGCCUACUGAGAUUCAAUUCAUUGAGAAGAUCAGAUCAGGGAACAUAUCGCUGUAGUGCUCGCAAUGACUUCGGCGAAUCUGACAAAAUACUACAGGUCUAUGUACGUGAGUCUAGACCGAAACCACCACCAAGGCCAGAACAUCCGUACGAAAUAGUUCAAAUAAAUCCUGAAAAUUAUCAAGGUCAGUCGGGUGAACAGAUCACACUGACUUGUGUAUGCCAACCUGCCGGACAGAUCAGGUGGUCCAAGGCCGGAGAGCCCAGCCUACCGCGGAACAGUUAUGUACAAAACGAGUUGUUGAUCAUCGAACAUGCCACAUUGGAUAACGCUGGUCGUUACGUGUGUACGGCAGUGUUCCCAAGUGGACGAGAACGAACAUCGUCUGUAGAUGUUUUGAUAUCAUCGAUGAGACCUGAUCAGGCGGCCCCCAAAGUAACACCAAUGGAUAACAAACAAACGGUCACGCAAGGUACGGAUUUCAGUAUUCCUUGUGAAGCUACCGGAAAUCCACACCCUACUAUCAAAUGGUCACUUAGUGGCAAACCAUUCGCUCCUAAUGUUCAACAAACGGGAAAUACUCUGAGAAUUCUAAAUGCCCAACCUAGCAAUGGUGGUGUGUAUAUUUGUAUGGCUGAGAACAGCGAAGGCAUGGAUCGAUCGUACAUCGUUGUCGAAAUUGACCCUACUGACAUAAAUGGACGGGAAGCACCCAUUCUUGAGUUGUAUCCAAAUGAACCACAGGUGAUUAAGGUAGGUGAAUCCACACGAUUGUCGUGUCGCGCAACAGCUGGUGUACCUUAUCCCACAUUAACGUGGGUUCGUCGAGACAGACGUCCACUUUCGUCCAGAAUUCUUCAAGACUAUCCUGGAGUUAUAACAUUACGAGAAGCUACCUUGGAAGACGCCGGGGAAUAUGAAUGCCGCGCAGAGAACACGGCCGGUUCCACAUCUCUAUCGGUGUUUAUCGAUGUUCAGCUGGCUCCGGUAAUAACGAUUUCACCCUCCGUUGAGGAAUAUAAAUUGUACGAGGGUGAUAAACUAAGCAUUCAGUGUACUGCGAGAGGAAAACCAGAACCCUCGGUAAUGAUUAAACCGCCACAAAACUAUGAAAUUAAUACUCGCCUAAUGUCUCAUUAUGAGGGCAUUGGAUCUGCUAACAUUCACAUAUUCAACGCGGAACCAAAACAUUCCGGAACAUAUGAAUGCGUAGCAACUAGUCCAGCUGGAACAGAUUCGCGAUUUAUAACGAUACAAGUUGACAAAAAACGAGGAGAUUUGGGUCCCCACGAUGACAGUCACGAUGUGCACCCUCGACCGGAAGAUCGAGACCGCGAUCCAAGACCACCCCGUCCAGACGAUAGACCAAUAUAUCCAGACAAUAAUAGGCCUCCCUAUCCUGAUCGCAAUCGACCUCCUUUCACUCGUCCUCAACAACACACUUAUAAAGCGAUCUUAGGGGAAAGAUCAGAAAUCCAUUGCAGUGAAGCCACAAGUGGUGCUCGCACCGAAUGGAGACGCGCCGAUGGCCGUCGUUUACCGUACGGAUCUAUCGUUCAUGAUGGUCAACUGAUUAUAGAAGACACUGGCCACGACGCCAGUGGUCUCUACGACUGUGUUGCACAUGACAUUGCCGAUACACCUACAACAAUUGUACAAAUUCAACUUGAAGUCGUAGAACCACCACGCAUUACUUUCAGUCCAACUAUGCCAAUUAUCGUACGAUCUGGAGAAACAGUAACCAUAACUUGCAAUGCAACAGGCGAGCAACCGAUCCGCGUGGCUUGGCACGGUGAAAACGGUCAAACUUUACCCAACACUGUUCGCGCCAGCGGACAAUAUCUACAAUUUACGCGGAUCGCACCUGAAGAUGCUGGACGUUACUACUGUUCAGCUACCAAUAGGCACGGUAACGUUACGAAAGUUGCUGAAGUUAUAGUUAACAUGAACGAUAAGAUUCCCAACAUUCCAUCACAUGGCCGAAUACAUGAAGUGUAUCGAGGUUCUUCAGUUUCGCUAGACUGCAAGCUUCCUGACAACCAUUACUACCCGGGAUUGACGUAUCACUGGAGUCGCCGCGAUCGCCCACUGCCAUACAACAUGCGAACGAACGAUCGAAUUUUACAGCUUUACAACAUCCGCGACGAAGAUGUUGGCCGCUACGAGUGUCGAAUGACUUAUCCAAACGGUUCUGAAGCCAUAGACUUUGUUGACGUGGCUAUCAAGGGUUCCGGAAGUACCAGACCGAUUUAUGUCGAGUGCACCUACACUGAUUACGUUUGCAAGGCGCCGAUUGUAAUAUUCCACACUUGCAUACCGGCAUGGAUGAUUUGCGAUGGUAAAUCGGACUGUGCCGAUCAUUCGGAUGAACGUAACUGCCGGGUGUUGGGCACAGGAACUGUCCGUUACGGUGACCGACCGGAACAACGCCGGGGGGGACCACAUCCACCGAUGUCGACGACAAGCUACGGGUCCCGAGGCGUGAAUCCCAAUCUGGCACGAGCAGCAUCCAAGUUUUUCGCUCAUCAAUCACUGCCAGUUUUAAUACUGGAACCCACAAUGUCCUACCUUCGCACCGGUGAGUCCGUGGCUGUCGAUUGUAUAUCAUCGGCAGGUGCACACGUUCCAGUCACUUGGGAACGGGUAGGCGGUCAACCUUUGCCAUACAACUUCAGGCAAGACGGAAACAGGCUCAUUAUCCAGGAUGUAACAGAGCUCGACGCCGGAAAAUAUACCUGUGUGUGCAGGACGGACGAAGGACUGCAGUACGUUUCGGACUACGAGCUCACGGUGAGCUCAGGCAAACAACCACAAGACACCCGUACAUCUAAAGUGGAAUACGCCGACCGAGGAUCCACCGUCAAACUUCAGUGCAACACCGACACCAACACAAACUCGUUCCAGUGGGCACGGGAUCGAGGAUCUUUCAAUGCGGAUCAAAAUACUACUAUUCCAAUUUUAACACUGACUGACGUUCAAGCCGCAGAUGCCGGGGUGUAUAUCUGUACGACACGCCAUAACGGUCAAUCUGUGGAUGUGCAAACGACUCUGGUUGUUAACGGGGCAAUACCAUUCUUUACCCAAUCGCCGAACAGUUAUAUGGCCUUUAAUAAAAUCAACAAUGUCUAUUCAAAGUUCAACUUUGAAAUUUCCUUCAAGCCGGAAAAACUCAAUGGUUUGAUCCUCUACAAUGGCCAACGUCGUCCCAAUGGGGAUUACAUAUCUCUAUCGUUGCGCAACGGAUUUCCACAAUUUAAAUUUGACUUCAAUGGUCAGGUACAUACCCUCCAGCCGGAAAAACCAAUCCGUAUGAGUCAGUGGCAUACCAUCAAGGUGAACCGUGUGAGGAACAAUGGAUUUAUGUUGGUUGAUGACCAAGCACCAGUUGUGUUCCCUGAAAAACUCAAGUUCCACGGUCUGAAUUUGGACGAUAAUCUAUAUAUUGGCAGCGUUCCCAAUUUUGCAAACAUACCCACAAGCGCAGUAGAAGUGAGGGAAGGCUUCGUCGGAUGUAUUAGCCGGUUGGUGGUGAACGGUAGAGAAAUUCAGCUACACGAAGAAGCAACAAUGAACGAGGCCACAACUUCUUGCGAACCGUGUGCCGAUGAGCCGUGCAAAAAUUCCGGUGUCUGUUUGGAAACACAGAACGAAAUCGGCUAUUCAUGCGUCUGUCACGAUGGCUACACUGGCAAAGAUUGCAAAGCGGAAGGAAGCAAAUGCAGCUCCACUACCUGUGGAAUAGGUCGCUGUGAAGAUACGGACACUGGUGCCGAGUGCUAUUGUCCGAUCCACAAAACUGGAGACCGAUGUCAAUACACGGAACACUACGCCGACGAUACCCUAGCUUUCAAGGACGGAAGUUAUGCUGCUUAUGAUAAGUUCCAAACCAAACGAAGUGUUAAAUUCCGUAUCAAGCCCGAUACCCUCCAAGACGGAGUGCUGCUAUAUGCAGUGGAGAACGAAAAAACCUACGGCGAUUUCUUGGCACUGGUUCUCAAGGAUGGUUAUAUCGAGCUGCGUCUCAGUGUUUCAGGAAAAAUUCCUCCAACGGUAUUGCGCUCAACGGUUCCUAUUGUGGAAAAUCGAUGGUAUGAAGUUUCAGCGGGACGCAGUCGAGGUGGUCUAGCUUACCUGCAAAUUGACGAUGAGCCUGUGAUCAAUGAACCGAAGACCGGUCGACCUACGGUUAUUGCACUGAAGUCGAAUGUUUAUGUUGGCGGAUACGAUAGGCGUGUUCUGCUAAAUCGUGCCGUUGGCGUUGAACGGGGUUUUGAAGGCUGCAUUGCGGAUUUGGAGAUCUCCGGUAACACAAUUCAUAUGAUCAACGACAUUUUGGAUUCAGCUAAUCUCUAUAACUGCGGACAUCAGACGAAUGUUGGGGGCCAUGGUGGAAGCGAUAACAAUGAAAUCGAUCCUUGCAGACCAGGUUUCGGUGGGGACAAUUGUGAUGUUGUGAUGGAUAUUUGCUUGGCCCAAAAACCAUGCGAAAAUGGUGGCCAUUGUCGUACAGAUGGAGGAGGUCUGACGUACACUUGCGAAUGUCACUCCGGCUAUCUGGGACGAAACUGUGAACACGCGUAUGGCACCAAUGUUGGAUCUCAGUUCCGUGGCAAUGGAUUCCUCGAGCUGAAUCCCAAGGCUAUAACCUCUAAUAUACCCGAUCAGUUCGAAACUCGCUUAGCUAUAUUGUUCAGCACAACCCAACGCAAUGGAAUGUUAUUAUGGUAUGGACAGAGGAAUGGGGACAACUUUGCCGGAGAUGAUUACAUUUCACUGUCAGUUAAUGAAGGUUUCCUCGAAUUUGGAAUGAGGCUAGAUGGAGAAGAGUCCACGUUGAGGAACGAAGAUGUGUUUGUGGCCGAUGGUGAACAGCAUGUCGCUGUACUAACUAGAGAAGCCAAUCGCAAUCGAUUGGAGGUAGAUAACUUAGCCGCAUAUGGCGAAACUCGACCCACCGGAAAACAAGAAAUUCAUCUUCCAGGAAAUAUUUAUAUAGGUGGUGCUCCUGAUAUUAACCGAUUUACUGGUGAUCGAUUCAACGAUAGCUUUAAUGGCUGCGUAUACGUGAUAGAGAAUCCCGAUACAGCGCAAGCAGUUCCACUUCAAAACUUUGCCAUUCGAACGGUCAACGUGGACGUUUGCGAUGAUCCUAAAUGGAUCAUUCCAUCUUUGAUGUAUCCUGAUAUUGACGACACUGAAGAAAGUUUCGGUCCUCUCGAGUUUGAUAAAAUAGAGGAACCGCCACCCGUUCAUAUAAUUUAUCCCAGGCCUUAUAACAAAGCCAAGAGGGAAUCGUUCGUUGGCUUAAGCGUGUGGCUUCCUUGUCUGUUAGCCAGUGUUUUAACUCUUAUGACUCAAACAUUGUUAUGAUGAAAUCUUUUGUACAGCAGAUUCUAGUUGAAGCUAUAGAUAUUAAUUCUAAACAUGAAACAUUAGAUAGAGCAAUACAACACAUGUACAUAAAUUUUGUUACAAGAAAUCUAAACGAGAAAGUUUGGCGCACAUUCAACUAAAACCAAGUUGUAAGUUAUCGUCAGCAGAUGGGUACAUUUUCUUGUCUGCCUGACAAAUUUAAUCUUUCGUAUAUUUUUUUUUCGUCUAAAUCACGGGUACUUUCGGGACAAAAAAGGUUUUGAGUAUACUUUUCCAAACAAAUCUCUCCACAUCUUAUGCAAAAUUUUAGCAUCUUCAUUUACCGAUGUUCGUUUGAUUUUUACCGAAAAAAAUACCGAACAGUUUAACGAUUUACAAAUGUUAGGAUUUCGGUAAAAAAAAUUACCGAACUCGGUAAUUUUCGUUUACUGUGUAGCUACCAUACACCUAUUCGCAUAUGAGUCCCAUGUGCAUUUUUAUCGUUUUUGAGUUAUCGAUGGAAAACGCUUUCUUGUGGCCCAAUUUACCUAUGAAACAGGUUUUUGUGCAAAGUUUGUGUGGAAAAUCUCGAAAAAAAUCCUCCGUGGGUAAUUUUGACGAUCUAAUGUUUGAUCAGUGGGUGGUACUUGAAGUGGUGUUUCGAAAACAAAAUAACUAACUUUUUAGAUUCCCUUUUUUCUAUAAAUAUCCAAAACAAUAUCAAUAUCACUGUUUUCUUUUAUCACCUUGAAAAAUGUUCCUGGAAACUGUCUUCUGCUUUUUCUUGUAAUACAGCAUACUUUUGGUCGGAACUACCCACUGUAGUGAAGCAGUGUAUAGUAUGAUAAAAUUUAAGACUAAUAACACAAUAAAUAGUAAAUGAAAGAGAACCUAUUUCUGUAAAUGAGUUUUAUUUACCCCGGAAUGAAGUUAUGGGUUAAGCGUGUGUUAAGCGUGAAGUUAUGGGUUAAAUACAUAUGUGUACGUGAUAGCAUACGAUGUCGUGUACCUAUGAUAAAAUGAAAAGCUGUCAGCUCACAAACUGACGAUUUUGCAACGGUAUUAGUGUAAGCGUGAGGAAUGUAAGUAAACGUGUUAGUGGUCGUCUGUACGAGGCGGCCUCCUUUGUGCGACAGUUGCGAUCCGAAGCUCAUUCUCAAAACCAACUUCAGAGAGUAAAGUGCGGGCAUAUUUUAUCUCGAAAAAAACCUCGCGAUGAUCGAAAACAUGGCGGACUCAGAAGAGUCCAUCCACGACACCCACGUUAACAUUAAAUUAAAUUGAAGUCUAAUAAAUUUGCAGCAAUUUUACAAGAAUGAAAACAAUCUUUUUUAAAACGCAAGAAAAAACAUCCCACUCGUCUAAAAAUAACGAUUAAAAUUAGUUUCGAAUCGGGAUCUUUCGAAAACUUACUUCUAUCAUCAAAAAGAAUGGUAAACAAAUGAUAAAAUAUGUUAGGAAAGUACUUGCCACCAGCACUGAUAACUUUAGCACGAGAGACUCAUUUGCGAAUACCCUGCUUCAGGGUUAAGAAUAUUCGCACAUGAGGGUUUUAUUGUAAUUUCUCCGUAAAUACUAGUUAGUUUUUUAAAAACGAAAACACACAUAUAAGAUCUCAGUGAAACUUCAUGUUUCUUUGAAGAGAUCUAAAUUCUACUUAAGACUAAAGCGUACAUCUUUCAAGGAUAUAAUGGCUAGCAUCUUACUAAUGCUUACACCACCAACCCACAGAAAGAGUACUAUGUAAGCCGUGACCGAAUCUCGAUUUCAUGACCUCUGGCUUAGAAGUCUGAAACGCUAUCCUCUACGCCCGUCGGCGGCUGUGUUGUGUUUCAGCGCAAAAGUAAACAAAAGUAUUCUGUGAAGUGUUUUCUAUCUGAACUAUUAAUAGGUUUUACCAACAAAACAAACGAUAUAUACGAUUGUUUUCAUGAAAACAAAUUUCAAACUUUACAAGCGUUUUUCUCGGUUUGCUGUUUUUACACAUGGGACUCAUAUGCGAAUAGGGGCAGGCAGUACACUUCAGGCAACAACAGUUUAAAAACUGUCAAGAAAUUUCUUAUCAAUUCUAGCAUAGGAAAGCAUCUGAAGACUACGUAACCUACCAAGGUAUUUAAACAUCACGGUUAUGAUUAACGCCAAUAGGUAGGUAGGCAUCGUUUUUUUUCAGUACUUAGCGACCAUUUUGGGUCGCAAUGAUCCUAUAGUCUACGGAAUUGUUGUCAAGUUUCGAAAUCCGACUAUAGCAUGAGCACUUGACAGUUCCCAAAUAGGUCAUGAAUAUAUUUUUUCGGGAUUUUCCUCCCUUAGAAUGAUUCAUCCCUAUUACGGGUCAUGACGAUGUUCGUUUUGACAAACGCUUAUUUCGUCCAACUUUGUAAACUGCAUAUGAUUUUUCGGAAACUAGGGAUUGGAAUUUGAACUAAGGAAAAUCUUAGAUUCGAUUUUAUUAAAUUUACAACUUGUAAUUGUUAAUAAAGUUGUAAAUUUAAUAAUUUGCCCGGCAAAUCUAAAUCAUACUGCCUAAAACAACUCAUGCGACUGUUAUAAACGCCAAGAAGUAUGCAAUCGUACGGCUAUCUUUCUAGCCAGCUUCAUCGUUUUUUUUUUCAAUGUGCAAAUUGAUCCAACGACUCUUCCUUUUUUUGUGCAACCGAAUUUACUAUACUAGCAUCCAAAAUUUUCAGUCUUAUAGCAUAAGCAUAUGAGAUAAAACUUAUGGAAAUUAGUGCCUCAAUAUACGUUACGGAGCAUGUGUGGAAUGAACAUGGUAACCCUAGUUUCCUAAAGCCACUAACCGAUUAGUUUAAAAAAAAUCAUUUUAUUCCAAAUAAACUAUUUUCUUUCAUUA
This is a messenger RNA of Uranotaenia lowii, 16654 nucleotides long. Its product is annotated as basement membrane-specific heparan sulfate proteoglycan core protein-like. The record is from RefSeq and is a predicted model, not a curated record. Gene Ontology annotation, cellular component: axon; plasma membrane. Lineage: Eukaryota; Metazoa; Arthropoda; Insecta; Diptera; Culicidae. Gene Ontology annotation, molecular function: cell-cell adhesion mediator activity. The coding region runs from base 220 to 13821 and encodes 4533 amino acids. Gene Ontology annotation, biological process: homophilic cell-cell adhesion; dendrite self-avoidance; axon guidance. The transcript is spliced from 58 exons.